ACUAUAUUAUUGAUAAUCUUGUGAGUUUUCUCUGUUGAUCCCUAUUACUUGUCAAUUCUUGAUACGGGAUAUCGAUCGAUCUCAUAUUAGUUACCCAUGGAGGGAACGACUAGAACAACUUCACAAAUACUUCAAAUUCGGCCUCCUACUUAUGGGAAUUUGAUCACUAUCCUCAGCAUCGAUGGAGGUGGUGUCCGCGGAAUUAUUCCCGCCACCAUUCUUUCAUUCCUCGAAUCACAGCUUCAGGAGUUGGAUGGUGAAGACGUGAGGCUGGCAGAUUACUUCGACGUGGUUGCUGGAACAAGUACCGGUGGUCUCUUGACCGCCAUGCUAACUGCACCGGACAAGAAUAAUGAUAAUCGCCCUCUCUUUGCUGCCAAGGAUGUCAGAUCUUUCUAUCUCGAGCAUUGUCCAAAGAUAUUCCCUCAAAAAAGGGGAUUGUGGGGAUCAGCCCAAACAUUGAUGAAAUCAUUAAAUGGCCCGAAGUAUGAUGGGAAGUAUCUUCAUCGCAUCGUAAGGGAGAAACUUGGCGAUACUCGUCUUCAUAGCACCUUGGCUCAUGCUAUUAUUCCCACCUUCGACAUCAAGCGUCUGCAGCCAGUCAUUUUCUCGACUUUUGAGGUGACUAAGGGUCGUUAUCUCGAUGCUCUGCUAUCAGACAUAUGUAUUGGAACAUCGGCUGCUCCAACAUACCUGCCUGCUCACUACUUCAAGAACGAGGAUGAAGGUGGAAGGUUCCAGGAGUUCCAUCUUAUCGACGGCGGAGUUGCUGCUAACAAUCCGGCUUUAGUGGCCAUAUCUCAGGUUACCAAACAGAUAAUAGGCCAGAACCCAGACUUUAACCUGUUCUCGCCAACGGAUUAUCGCCGGUUUCUAGUCAUUUCGAUUGGAACGGGCUCGUCAAAGAUCGAGCAGAAGUACAACGCAAAAAUGGCCGCGGAGUGGGGCACUUUGGGGUGGUUGCUCCAUGACGGGUCUGUUCCAUUAGUGGAUGCCUUCACUCAAGCAAGUGGGGAUAUGGUGGAUUUCCACCUUUCAGCCGUUUUCCAAGCCCUUCACUCUGAGGAGAAUUACCUGAGGAUCCAAGAUGACAAAUUAAGCGGGAAGGAAACUUCAGUUGAUAAUUCUUCGAAGAAGAACCUCAACAACCUGGUCCAAAUCGGGGAAGAACUGCUGCAGAAGCCAGUUUCGAGGGUGAAUCUGGAAACCGGUCUCUCCGAGCCGACUGCAAAGAGAACCACCAACGCUGAUGCACUCAGAAAGUUCGCCGAGUUUCUUUCCGAGGAAAGGAGGCUUAGAGAGUCAAAAUCACCUCAGACAAAAGAGAACAUCCACUGAAAUCCUUUCCUAGAUGGAGAUGAGGGCACGCGCCACUGCGCUAUAUUUUCUUUUUUGAAUUUAUUGUAUUUUGAUUUGGUGAAAUAUAAUUGCCUAUAAUAUGUUGUAACUGAUCAGAGAAGAGUUGUAUUAAGAUCUCGCUAUGUACAUGUACCACAUGCAUGGAUUUCAAAAUAAAGUUGUAUCUUGUAGAAAUGAGAUUUUUUGCGGUGACACCGCGAGCAUUUACAA
Messenger RNA from Punica granatum (pomegranate), 1569 nucleotides. NCBI's taxonomy places the organism in Eukaryota, Viridiplantae, Streptophyta, Magnoliopsida, Myrtales, Lythraceae. The record is from RefSeq and is a predicted model, not a curated record.